Chrysoperla carnea is the source of this 751-nucleotide messenger RNA. Its product is annotated as calmodulin-like protein 4. Gene Ontology annotation, cellular component: myosin II complex. The record is from RefSeq and is a predicted model, not a curated record. Gene Ontology annotation, molecular function: calcium ion binding. The coding region runs from base 297 to 746 and encodes 149 amino acids. Lineage: Eukaryota; Metazoa; Arthropoda; Insecta; Neuroptera; Chrysopidae. The transcript has 4 exons.
AAUCGAAAUUGUGAAAAGAUUGGAUCCGUUCUAUUUUAUUUACAUAACAAAAACAAAAUUUAAUUUAAAAAAUAUGAAAAAUAAUUGUAAAAAUUGAAAAGAAAUAAUUGAUAUUAAAAUUUAAUAUUGAUAAGUUUAACAGACCUUUUUAUUUUAAACUUAAUACGCUUCUGUGUUUAUACAGGUGACCGUACCUACCUAUACAAAACCUCUCAGGUGACGUUGCAACCUGCUUUCUAUUCUUCAGUUCAAUGAUUGUAAACAAAAGUGAACACUAACUAUACAACUAAAUAAAAAUGGCCCGUUAUUUUCGUGAACAAGAUAUAGAUGAAUAUCGAGAAUGUUUUUACCUUUUCUCACGAUCCGGACAAAUUAAAUCACUUGAUGAGUUAACUGUAAUUAUGAGAAGUUUGGGCUUGUCGCCAACAAUUGCAGAAUUGACGGGAUAUUUAAAAGGGAAGGGCGGAAAAAUGAGCUUUGCAGAUUUUUUGGAAGUAAUGUAUGUGCAUGCGCGUGCUGAAAAAUUACCUAAAGAAAUAGUAGACGCUUUUAAAGCGGGCGAUAAAAGUGGAUCAGGAUUAAUACCAGCAUCACAGUUACGGCACAUGUUGCAACAUUGGGGUGAACGUUUAUCAGGACGAGAGGUAGAUAAUAUAUUUCGUGAAGCUAAUGUGCAUAAUGGUGGCCAGGUUCAUUAUGAAGAUUUUAUCAAAAUUGCUUGUGCACCGGUUCCAGAUUAUUAUUAAUGUUA